AUGCCGUUGCCAGAAAACCAGCAGAUCGCCGUCAAGCCCAACACGGCGGAGGUCAGAAACAAGCAUGCAAUCACCCUCAGGAUGUCCGAGGACCUCAUCGAGGCCCUCAUGGCCAAUCCCGGAAAUCUAUCCUUUGAGUUCAAUACCCCGAACCAGGGUAUCUACGUCAAUGACCAGUGCUUCGGCCUCUCCCUGGCCAAGGAGCAGAGCCCGCACGAGCUCUUCAUGCAAAUGCCCCAGCAUCGAGACAGGUCGCUCAAGCACUACGCGGAUAUCUCCCAUCGCUUCACCGUUAGUGCGGCUAGUCUCGAUGAAGCCGCCAAGAAACUCCGCGUAGCGACUGAGGAGGCCAACAAGCAGCGACAAGAGCGCAAGGUCGUCAUGCUCGACGAUCCCCCCUUGUCCACCAGCACGACUGCUGCGAAGAAGAAGCCCGCGGCGCGCAAGCAGGUUGCUUCAUCAUCCUCUGCACCUUCUCGACAGUCCGGCACUCAGCCUGCCCAACCUCCUCCCCCGCCUUCCCGCCCACUCUCGGCCAUUGACCCUGGUCUACGUCAUCGUGUCGUGCAGUGUCUUGCCAGCGCGGCGCGCACCGCCGACGAGCUCGUCAAGCUCGUGUGCGGUUCAGCGUCAGACGAAAGGAAGAGGGGCGACGUUCGCACCAUCAUGCAAGAUGUUGCAGAGGCCAGGGAUGGACUUUGGCGUCUCAGCAACAAGGGCUGGCUCGAAGUACAACCGUAUAAGUGCCGCACCGAGGCCGAUCGCCAGCAGGCGCUUCGCAAGGCGACUGCGGCGUUCAAAGCUCUGAAGAUACCCGAAAGUGAUCCCCGAUGGGAGAAUCUCUCGCCACCAAAACCGGCGCCAAAGCCUAUGCCGCCUCCACCUCCUGCUCCAGCAGCAUCGACGUCGGCUACAAGGCACCCUCUCCCCGCCAAGCCUCCAGCCCCGGAGGUCAAGCGGUCCACCGCCACAAAGGAAAAGAAGCCUCGCGCGAAGCCCGAGACAAAGGAGAUCAUGAUGAAAGACGAGCGUCGUCCGCCUUCUGUUCCUAGCCCUGCAGGCCUUUCAAAGCCGAAAGAAUUGCCGAAGUCUUCUGCGACGCCUCUUCCUGCGGAGCCUCCUCGCCCUGCGCGCGUGGAGGCUCUGUCAACCGCGACUGCCCGCAGACCGGGCUCUGGGUAUAAAGCCCCGAAGAGCUUGACGCCUCCUCUGCGCGGAUCAACUUCGACUUCGAGCGACAAACGCGACGAGCUACCUGCGGCCAGCCCUUCUAUGCGAGCUUCGACGUCAAAGGCGCCGGCGGCUGCUCGUCCAAGCAGCGCCGACCCAUCUCGGUCUUCCUCAGCGCAUCAUACACCGACGCCACAGCCUCGUGACCGCGAGCGGACGGCGUCCUCUUCCUCGCAGCCCGCUCGACCUCGCACUGACAGCAAGGAGAGAGCAUCCGCGGCAUCCAGCUCCAGUCGUCCGCGAGAGGCCGAGUCGAAGAAGCCGGCUGACGACGUCCGUCGGCACGCCAUGAAGCGUGAAGAGGAGGAGACGCCGCCAAAGAAGCUCACCACCAAGCGCAAGGUUCCCGCACGCUACGACUACUCCGACUCAGACAGCGAGGACGAGCGGCUGCGCGCCAAGCGGCGCAAGGUCGCCGAAGGCUCCGCCCGCCCAUCCACCUCGACCAAAAAGUCCGACUCGCCCGUAAAGAUCAAGCGCAGCGACUCGCCCGUGCCCAUCCCACCUCCUCCCGCGCGCUCCAGGAACCCCGAACGCGACGCCCUCGCCAACCUGGGGCGCAUCCAGAAGAAGGAGCGCCCCGUGCCCCCCGCCCGCCUCGCCUCCGAGCAGAGCACGUCCUCGACCUCGUCGCACAAGCGCCGGCGCGCGUCCACCCCGCACUUCACCUCCUCGGAGGAAGAGGGUGAGGACCCGAGCGAGCGCGAGAUGCAGCGGCCCGCGAAGAAGAAGAAGGCGCUCGCCAAGGAGAAGGAGCGCGAGCGAGAACGGGAUCGUGAAAGGGAUAGAGACAGGGAUAGGGAUAGCGCACGCCCCUCGACCAAACCGCGGAAGAGCCGGCCUCCAACCGCGGACGGCCUGCAGGAGGAGUACCAGGCGAAGUUCAUGGAGUACUACCCGGUGGCGAUGGCGGACCGCAAGCAGCGGGCGAUCAUCCAGCGCCUGCUCGACGCGGCGUCGGACGAGUCGGUGGACGAGGACGGGCUGCUGAGCGAGGGCGAGGGGAAGGCGCUGCAUGCGAAUCAUCUGCGGUUGCGCAGUGAGCUGCUGGAGUUGGAGAAGCAGUAUACCAAGCUGGCGCCUGCGGCUGCGUGA
Messenger RNA from Schizophyllum commune H4-8, 2325 nucleotides. RefSeq lists its product as uncharacterized. The transcript is spliced from 2 exons. The record is from RefSeq and is a predicted model, not a curated record. NCBI's taxonomy places the organism in Eukaryota, Fungi, Basidiomycota, Agaricomycetes, Agaricales, Schizophyllaceae. Bases 1 to 2325 code for a protein of 774 amino acids.